GAAUGGGUGGUUUUCAAAGCAAGAUACAACAAAACCUACACAGGAGAUGAUGACGUCAUCAGGCGCUUUAUUUGGCAGUCCAACCUGAGGACUAUCGAAGAGCACAAUGAAUUGUACGCGAAAGGAUUGAAGAGUUACUAUCUCGGGGAGAACAAGUAUGCAGACUUGGUGAGUUUUAGUAAUUCUGUCAUCAAAUGGUCAUUAAACACAAAAGUAUAUGAAACAGGGAUAUGUACGUCAAACAACGACAAAGUUUAGACAGGAACGAGGCCUCAUGAUUCAAACUGUCCUCCAGGCCUGAUAAUGAUAUUGGGAUACCUAAUGACACUAAUGUGUCUCUUUCGAUUAUUUCUAGUCACCGCUUGGAAAUGUUAAGGUCACUUACAGAGAUAAUUAAAAUCAUUUUGCAUGAUAAAAGGUAAGGAGAUUCUUCAUCAACUUCUGUAAGGUUGUGUUAAGUAGCGCAUCCAGGUCGUUGUUGCUACGGUGAGCGAAACUUCUAAUAAAUGGCCCACACACCAAGAUAGAACGUUCAACACAUAAAAUUGAUUAUGAUUGCAUCAACUUAUUUAUAUAUAUUUAUUUAUUUAUUUAUAAUAACUUUAAAAAAUAAAACAAAGUGUGACUGCCCCUGAGCCCUUUCUUCUUCUUCUUUUUCUUCUUCUUUUUCUUAUGCCGUUUGACCCCGUCAGGGCAUAGGCCGUCCACAAGAACAUUCCUCUCACCACAGUCCUGGGCUUUCCUCUCCAGUUGUUUCCAGGUGUAUCCCAUAUUUUGCGUGUCUGCCUCUAGCCACGCGUCUCCGUGUGUUCUUUGGCCUUCCUCUCUUUCUUUUUCCCUGUGGAUUCCAUGGAUUCAUUUUGGGUUUCUGAGCCCCAUUCCCAGAAAAAUUUUUUUGAUCAAUUUAAAAUGCAUGGAUGCAUUUUGAUGCACAAAUGAGUUAACUCUAAAUUUCAUCGGGGAGCCACUAAAGCGAUGCUAGUGGAAAUUUAGGUUCCUUUGAAUUGGACCUGCGUGUGAUAAUACAAACGAAAGUCUCUGGUCAUCAAAAACAUAGAGAAGUUGAUGGCGGUCUCUAAAACCAGGAAGAAAUGUUGUGUCAAGAAGGUCAGGUAUGGUGCCCUUGUUGUGUCAAGAAGGUCAGCUAUGGUGCCCUUGUUGUGUCAAGAAGGUCAGGUAUGGUGCCCUUGUUGUGUCAAGAAGGUCAGGUAUGGUGCCCUUGUUGUGUCAAGAAGGUCAGGUAUGGUGCCCUUGUUGUGUCAAGAAGGUCAGGUAUGGUGCCCUUGUUGUGUCAAGAAGGUCAGGUAUGGUGCCCUUGUUGUGUCAAGAAGGUCAGGUAUGGUGCCCUUGUUGUGUCAAGAAGGUCAGCUAUGGUGCCCUUGUUGUGUCAAGAAGGUCAGGUAUGGUGCCCUUGUUGUGUCAAGAAGGUCAGGUAUGGUGCCCUUAAAGAUGACCGCUUAUGCGGUACAAAGACCAAUCAUUAUUUGUGUGUCCCUGAAUAUUUGUGAUUACUUAUCAAGCAAUUUGAUAGCAUCUCUUUCUUUUAUCUUGUCAGACUUCGGAAGAAUUCUCCAGGAGUAUGAAAUGUUACAAUAACCUGGAAAACCUAGAGCAGGGGUCGGGAACCUUUUUGUCUGAGAGAGACAUGGACACCACAUAUUUUGAAAAGUAAUUCUGUGAGAGCCAUACAUUGUGUUUAAAACUAAAAAUUCAAGAAAAUGUGUGCACUUUGUCUAAUUUCAACACUAAAAAUACAAUAAUUAUGUCUCUGAAUUCUUUUUAAUAACAUUGUUAUGCUGUUGCUAAUCAAUAAUGAGUAUUUCCUACCAUUAAUGCGACUUUUUUUUAAUAAUCGAACAUUUGUCUGCGAGCCAGAUGCAGCCAUUAAAAGAGCCAUAGGUUCCCGACCCUUGACCUAGAGCAACUUUUGCCAGUGGUCAGUGGCAUGUAUAAGGGUAUAUUAGUGGACAGCGUGGACUGGAGAACAAGGGGCGCUGUGACGGGUGUCAAAGAUCAAGGUUUAUGCGGAUCUUGUUGGGCUUUCUCCACCAUUGGCUCGGUUGAAGGUCAACAUUUCAAGGCCACCGGAAGUCUCGUUUCACUUUCAGAAUCAAAUCUUGUUGACUGUUCAACGGGUAAGCUGAAAAUAUUUCUAGAGAAACUUAAAGGUAGUAACGUAACUAUUUAUUAUAACUUUCUUUUUAAAAUUGGUAAUGCAGACGUUAUUGGGUGUGAUCGGGAGCGGGUGGGGGGAUAUGGAUCGUUGCAGGUGACGCCUUCCGAGGGGGUGACACCAAACGAAAAAUUAACGAAUUUGAAAAUGCUUACCUUGGGUUCGUUUCACAUCAGGUCUACAUUAGAUAAUAGAGCCAACACAAGCAGUGGGCCACUGGAGAAGGUUCGCCCCCAGAGGAUGUUGUGUUUAGAGCAGUUGGCCCCCAGAGGAUGUUGUGACUAGAGUAGUUGGCCCCCAGAGGAUUUUAUGUCUAGAGCAGUUGGCCCCCAGAGGAUGUUAUGUCUAGAGCAGUUGGCCCCCAGAGGAUGUUGUGUCUAGAGCAGGUGGCCCCCAGAGGAUGUUGUGUCUAGAGCUGGAAGACUCUAAGGCGUGCUGUAUUUGUAUUGGCAGUUGUGCUACAUUUACCACUAUCAAUGUAAAACUUAUUUUAUAAACUUAUAUUUGAAGAAGAACAUUUGUGUGAUAUAUUUCAAAACGAGGAGACACUUCUCUUUUUACAACAGCUAACUUGGGCUGUAACGGUGGCUCGAUGGAGAAAGGAUUUCAAUAUAUUAUCAAUAACGGAGGAAUCGAUACAGAGUCAUCUUACCCUUACACUCCCCAGGUAGGUUCUAGUUACAGACCCCAGAUAUGUCCCACUUACCGUGACAGGCCCCUGAUGUGCUCUAAUUACCCUUACAGAUUCUAAUAUUACAUUAAGAAAUGGCAUCAGCGGGCCGUCGAGCUUGCGCUCUUUAUGCCCUCCCCGAAACACCCCUCCCCAACCCGGUAUCGGGCCGCGGAGCGGCACGUCGAGGAUGUCCCUUUGUCAGGACGGCCCCCACCCGAGUCUGCUCGACCAGGUCUCCACCGGGGGCCGUCUCAACCCAAAGACACCCGGUCGGUCCGACACUAUGUUUGCAUACAGUGCACACGAUCGACUUUUUCAGGAGUCGGGAUGGAAAAAUGUACGUCCUAAUAUCUUCCCCCACCCAUCCCGGGGAAGCGUUAGACGCCCUAUAAGAGGGGUUCCACAGUGGGUUUCCACAACGCAACUAAUUCGCGAUGUAGCUGGGACGAAACGGUUGCCUUGGAGCAGCUUCUCAGGGCUGCGUAGUAAGAAUCAUCGGCUAGAGGUUACCACCUUCGCCUCUCGCCUCAUAUCCAUUAACGGCAACUUGUAAUCAUGAUCCCUACCCUGUCUCUGCCUAUUUUUCCAGCUGUGAAGUAUCACAAAUGGCAGCCCUGUAGGAGCUCCAGUUGACAAGCCUGUGGUGGCUUGUCGAUUAGGAGGCGUCGGCCACCGACCCCCUCGGCGUUACCCGGGGGACAAAACUACUGGGCGCGUCCUGCGUGGGCAGACAAGGGAUGUGCUCGGUACCUGCCGUACAUAAUACAGAUUCUAAUCAUUCGCUCGAUGUUCAUGAUUCAUUAAAACAUUUCAACAUUAGAAACGAGGUAAAAUUAUUCUUGAAAUGCAUUAAAAUACAUAAUAUACUAAAUGUGUUUUUACAGCAAAGCAGUUGCCAAUUUUCAUCCAUCAAUAUCGGUGCAAAGAUCAGUUCCUACAGCAAAGUGACGAUUGGCAGCGAGGAUGACCUUCAGAAAGCUGUUGCCAUGGUAAACAAAUAAAAUGUCUCAACACUAAGUAUUAUAAGACAAGAAGUCAUAACCCGGUGUUUCAUGGGUAAUAAUGUAAGCAGCGAUCUCAAACUGUGGGUCGCUACUAGAGACCGAAAGUGAUUUUCUGAUUUCGGCGAAGCCAAAAAUAGGCCGAAAGUUUAAAAUGACUUUCGGCCGAAACCGAAAAUAGGCUGAAAGUUUAAAAAUGACUUUCGGCUGACACCGAAAAAAGGCCGAAAGUUAAAAAUGACUUUCAGCCGAAACCGACAAUGAAAUAUUUAGAUAUUUUGAAAUUCGUUCCCGCAUAAAUUCUGCAUACAUCGAAAAUGAUGGGGGAAAGUAUUAAUAUUUACAUUCUUUUUAUAAAAAAUGAGAUAAUCGUGAAUAUUAAAAAAUAAACAUCUAAUAUAGGGGUCUCAAACUCGCAGACCACGAGCCAUUUGUGACACGUAAGACGAUAUUUUCCGACCCUCUACAUGACAGAAAAGUUUAGUGUUAAUGCGCCGGCGCCUUUCCCCCAAUCUCAUAUCUAUAACGUGACUCUCCGCGACGGUUUCAGUCGAAUCUCACCGACUAGUCUAACUCUGAUUUUUGUUAAUGUUUCUAUAUAUUUUUUUUUUAUUAUUAUAAUGGUAAGAACCCUAUUAAAAUCGGAAUAAAAGUUUUUAAUUUUAUAGCUUUUUAUGAGACAAACAUGGCAAAGAGUUCGGCUUUGAGAAAAGUUUUUAAAAAUAAGAUGACGGGUAAUGCACACCCAUAAUUGUGUAAAUCGUAACAAUCUGAUACAUUAUCAAAGGAUACAUAUUAAAAUUGUCGCUAGUGUUUACGAGUGAGGUAAAUUCCGAGCCUGUCAGCUUGGUCACUUCCUAAAUCUUCUUCUUAUGCCUUUUUACCCAAUCUGGGUCUCUACAUUUUUUUCGACUUCAAAACACAGACAGCCACUUUUCAGCUUUUUUGCUGACCCUCUCUCCUUUAAUGUGCAAGAUGCCCCACGCGGGGAGCUGAAUGGAAAAACAGACAAGCAUGGACAUUUAAUUGCAUUGUCCUCAAACCUUCUCUGAAAUUGUUAGGUUGUUCAAGCGGUACAUAUGUCUUUUAGGGAGUACCUAUCGGUGUGAAAAACUCUUUUCCACUACGCACUUUAACAAGUCAAAGUUCAAGACCAAACUUACUGAUGAGGAUCUUCAAGCUAUACUGAGAGUGUCAGUUGCUUCCCACACUCAAGCCAAAGUUGCUAAGCCGUGUAAAAAGAAGCGCUGUCAGAUCUCUGACAACAGUGAGUAAGUGGAAGAAAGUGAAUCCUAGAUCUUGAGAACACUUAAUGUUUUUAUUGUUAUUUAUAAAGGUUGAGCAGAUUGUAACAGUUGUAAUCGCUUUUUUGUGGAUUACUUGAUGCGGCCCACUCUCAUUCAGACCCUACCCCCUGCGCCCCCCCCCCCCCCUGAUGAUUUGAGUGUGGGACCUUUGAUCUAAUGAAUACUUUGAUAUGAUUUGAGUGUGGGGCCUUUGAUUUAAUGAAUACUUUGAAUUUUACUUUUUUAAUAUAAAAGUAAUUUAAAUUGCUUUACUUUUUUUAAAAUUAGGAUGGUAGGAGAAAAUUUGGCAAAAAUGGGGGGGGGGGGGCAAAAUUAAUGCAAAAUAGACUCUUGAGUGCCCUUUGCUUUUAUAAUAUAAUUGCAACCUAGAACAUAUACCUACAAUAAUUAUUGUGGCUCUAAUAGAGCCACCUAAAUAUAUGAUAUUAAGGCUAUAAAAGUAUAACCAGAAUGUUUCGCUGUUUUGUGUUUCAUUAAUAGCUUGCAAGAUAUCACUGUAUAAAUAAUAUUUAACCUACUAAAAACACAAUAGUCUUCCCGUGCUGGUGACGUAAUUAUUUCGUUCGGAGACCAGCCUCCCUCACCUCCAUUGGUGGCGAAAAAAAUUUUUUAACCGGGUUUAUUAAAAUUUUUGUUCUGAUCAUGGUUCUCAAAGAUCGCUUAAUUUGUUCUUAAAGGUCACUUUAUUUGUUUUUAAUGAUUGUUUAGUUUGUUCUUAAAGACCGCUUAGUUUGUUCUUAAAUAUCGGUUAGUUUGUUCAUAAGGAUCGCAUGGUUUGUUUUUAAAGAUCGUUUAGUUUGUUGUUCAUGAUCGAUGAGUUUGUUCAUAAAGAUCGCUUAAUUUUUUCUUAAAGAUCACUUAUUUUGUUGUUAAAGAUCGUUUAGUGUGAUCUUAAAGAUCGCUUAGUUUAUUGUUAAAGAUCGUUCAGUUUUUUUUUUAGUGAUCGAUUUAUUUGUUCUAAAAGAUCGGUUAGUUUAGUUAGUUUAUAAAGAUCGCUUAGUUUGAUGUUAAAGAUCGCUUAGUUUGUUGUUAAAGAUCGUUUAGUUUUUUUGUUAAUGAUCACUUCAUUUGUUCUUAAAGAUCGGUUAGUUUGUUAAUAAAGAUCGCUUAGUUUGUUCUUAAAGAUCGCUUAGUUUGUUGUUAAAGAUCACUUCGUUUUUUCUUAAAGAUCGCUUAGUUUUUUUUAAGAUCUUUUAGUUUGUUCUUAAAGAUCAUUUAGUUUGUUAAAAAAAGAUUGCUAAGUUUUUUUUCUUAAAGACGGCUUAGUUUGUCUUAUUAAAAGAUCGCUUAGUUUUUUCCUGAAGAUCGCUUAGUUUGUUCUUAAAGAACAUUGAUUUUUUCUUAAAUAUCGCUUAGUUGUUCUUAAAGAUCAUUCAGUUUGUUCUUAAAGAUCAUUUAGUUUGUUUUUAUAGAUCUUUUAGUUUGUUCUUAAAGAUCGCUUAUUUUGUUGUUGAAUAUCGCUUAUUUUUUUUUCAUAAAGAUCGCUUAGUUUGUUCUUAAAGAUAAUUGAUUUUGUUCCUUAAGAUCGAUCAGUUUGUUCUUAAAGAUCUUUUAGUUGUUCCUAAAGAACUUUUAUUUUUCUGUUAAAGAUCGCUUAGUUUAUUCUUAUACUUAUAAAUCAUUUAGUUUACUAUUAAAGAUAAUUUGUUUUGUUCUUAAAAAUCAUUUAGUUCAUUCUUAAAGAUCGCUUAGUUUGUUUUAAAGAUCGUUUAGUUUGUUCUUAAAUGUCACUUAGUUUGUUGUUAAAUAUCGUUUAGUUUGUUCUAAAAGAUCGCUUAAUUUGUUCUUAAAUGUGGCUUAGUUUGUUUUUAACUAUCGCUUUCGCUGAGUAUUAGAUGACCGAAAACCUGAGUCACUUUUGGCCGGAUGGCCGAAAGUCUAAGUCAAUUUCGGCCGAAACCGACAAAAACCUAAAUUAAACCAAAAGUUAACUUUUCAGUUUCGGCAAAAACCGAAACUUGGCCGAAAGUGAUAAAAUGGCCACUUUCGGCGCCGAAACCGAAGCCGAAGCGGAAAUUCGGUCGGUCUCUAGUCGCGACACCUUUGUGGGUCGAGCAACCCUUACACAAGGGUUGCCCUGAGAUCAUCGGAAAACAUUUAUUUAUGAAGUAUUUAGCAACGAAAAUAAUUUUAUGGUUGGGGGUCACCGCAACAUGAGGAACUGUAUAAUUUUGGGACACGGCAUUGGGACGGUUGAGAACCUCUGAUCUAAAGCGUACUGCGCUACUUUUUACUUGCUAUUUCAAAGUCAACAUAUAAAAAUCAACACAAAAAAACAUUUUUACGUACGUAACUGAAACAGGUUUUGAUGUAAUGUGUCCUUUUCUAUUCUCUUAAAAUGCAUAUUUAGGAAAUAGUAAAUCAAACCUCCUUUAUUUUUGAAGAAUCGUCUAAGUAUAGUUAUUUAAAUUUCUAAAAUGAUUGGGUUAUGAGAAUUAUUAUAUUCUAUAUCACUGAUGGCUAAUCAAACUUUUUCAAAAAAUUGUAAAAACUUGUAAGACUUUAAUUUUUUUUAAAAAUAUCUAUGUAGCAGAUUAAUUAUCUAAAAUGUAUCUGCUUGAUCGGUUGAUUCCUGUUCUGAAGAUGGAGUUGCAUUAAAUUACUGAGAUAUUCGUUAAACAAAAAUUAAUUUUAAUUUAUAUGUUGUUUGUUGCAUUGUCUGUUGAAGAAGGCAUCUUGCCGAAAUGUCCACUUAAUUUGUCUUUUCUUUUCAAGCCUAAACAUAUCUUUUUCCACUACUUAUUUACUUUACAUGCCAUUGAACGCAAUUCCUUAUGUAUUAUUUCUCAUUUUAAAUGUUACCCCACUCCGUUGACUUGUCAAAGUAAAGUUGCUAUAGGUAUAGUUUCCUUUAUAAAUGCAAAAGUUUAAAGUGAAAAAAAAAUAAGUAAAACUUAUAAAAUGUUAAAGGUACAACGGGUUCCAUUUGGAGUGGUAUUUUAAUGGAUUCGUUAACAAUGUAAAAAAGCAAGCAAUUUUAAUGAUCUAAAAAAGAGUGGCAAAACAUGAUCAGUUUUGGGUUUCUGUAUUGUUACUGAGGACUAAAAGCCCUAUGUUAUUUUAAUGAAAUAUUUAUGAAUGUAAAGGGUGUCAAAUCUCAUUUAAAUACAAUACAUUAACUCUUACAAUCACAUAAAAUCCUUUAAGUGAUUAUUUAAUGAUUAUAUUAAAUGUAAAUUAUCAUUCAUAAUGAUAAUACUUACACAUUCGGUUGCAAAUGAUUACAUAGAAGCAUAUUAUUUAUUUUAUCACGUUUAAAUUGAUUAGAUUUUCGUAAAAAUACCCCCAAAAAAUCUAUCACAUUGUUUUAAGAGCACCAUUUAUAAAUAGGGAUUUUAUAUUACGUGCCUAUACAACACAAAUGUACGCACUGUUGGGUGCACUUUUGGGGACUUUAAUUUUUCGCGCUGUUGAACAGAGCGUAACUCGGUGGCAUUGGUGCAUUUGUAUUCGUGUAUACUAGCGAUAACCCGCCCAAACAAUGACGGCCGCAUUGCGUGAACUUGACAUCUACUGAAGUUAUUUGACACGAAAUGAAUUCAAGUGACGCAUUUUAUCCACCGCCACCCACUACGCCACCGUCCCUGAACUCUAUUAAUAGAUACAGUCAACAGCAAAUUCAUUGCAUUAACAAUGUUGGAAAAAAAAUAAAUUAGGCACUCAACGCAGUUGGAGUAUUUUUAAGAAUCUCAUUUCGCUCAGUUAUAGAAAUGUUAUUUAGUGAAAUCAGCGCCAUCUGGUAGCGUUAGUGACAUUGUUACAAUGAGAAUUAUUGUCUUACGAAUUUUUUUCGUCACAAAUUUAACUGCAGGUACGUAAUGUCACUUUAAUACAUUGGCAACAGUUCAUGUGUAUUCCCUUGAAAUGUUCAUGUCUCGUGUGUAUUUAAAAAAAUGUCCAUGUCAUGUGUGUAUCUUAAGAAAUGUCAACCUUGUUUGGCAGUGCCAUAUCUAGGUCACUGUCGUUACAGCCAUCGCUCUGGUCCACAGGUUGGUCCAGUGAGUGUUGCCAUCGAUGCUACUAACCAAAGAAGCUUCCAGCUCUAUAAAGGCGGCGUGUACGACGAGCCUGCCUGCAGCACGUCCCAGUUGGACCACGCUGUCUUGGUGGUGGGCUAUGGGACAAGCGGAAAUCAAGAUUACUGGACCGUGAAAAACAGGUGGGAUGUUAAAUUAUUUAAUUAUCGAAGAAACGCUUGAUCUUACACAGUGUUGGUAUUUCAUGAGGUACGAGAAGAGGUUCUUUCUUAUUUAAAGAAUAGAAGAGCCAUUGAUUUUUUAAAGCAAUAAUAUACAUGUCAAUAUACUUUUUAAUUUCUUCUUUAAUAUUUUAAUUUUAUGAAAUAUUCUCACGUUAUUUUUCUGUGUCUUUGUCGGUGUCUUUAUCUUUGCGAUUCAAUUUAAAAAUGAAUUGUUACUUUUGUAAGGGUUAAUUAACUCUUACGGGGGGGGGGGGGGGGGUGCGCCCAGUCCAACAGUCCAUAGGGGCUGCAGACUAUUAUCAAAACUGUGGAUACGUUUAACAUGAGAAGCUUGACGUAAAAGAGAUUUAUAAACUAACAAAAUUAAAUAUUUUAUAAAAAUAUACACCUCAUUAACCUCAGGGUAUACUUCUACGAGACUAGAACCCUUGUCAUUAAACCCAGUAUCCCACGAUUAGGCUGAUCUGUGAGACGAAUUUCGCAAAGCAUUAUUUUUAAAUCCUUUAUAAUAACUUCGCCUUUGUUCAUUGCUGGCUGGCAAAAUUUUCGUACUGCUAAUCGACCCACUUUCCGUCAACCUAUCAAGCUGAAACUUGGCACAUAGACUCGUUGCCGAUGACAAAAAUUCUAUGAAAUUUUCAGCCCCACACUGCAACCCCCAAAAUUCAGUGGGGGGGGGGGGUUUGUUGUUGUUGUUGUUUUUUAAGAGAACUAGGAAGGAAAUAUGAUUUCACGAAAAAACUAAUCGACCCACUUCCCGUCAACCUAUCAAGCUGAAACUUGGCACAUAGACUCGUUGCCGAUGACAAAAAUUCUAUGAAAUUUUCAGCCCCACACUGCAACCCCCAAAAUUCAGUGGGGGGGGGGGUUUGUUGUUGUUGUUGUUUUUCAAGAGAACUAUGAAGGAAAUAUGAUUUCACGAAAAAAAAAUCUCGAUAAUAACUUCGCAGAUUUUAAUAAAAUUAUCGCAAGUGCCUUUGGUUCUUACUAUUUUCUUUUCUUUUUCUGAAAUAGUUGGUGAAACAAAUAUGCGGCGUAAAAUUGGGUGGGGCAUUGGAAUAUUAACAAAAAUUUAAAAUAUUUUUAAAUGCCUAUAAAGGAUCUAUACGAAAAUCGUUGCUUGUACGGGCUGCUUAAUUAAAUCCUUUAUAUUAACUUCGUUUUUCUUCGUGGCUGGCUGGCAAAAUCUUCAGACAGCUAAGUAACCAACUUCCAAACUAUUGAGCUGAAACUCAGCACAUAGACUCAUUGCCGAUGACAACACUCUCAAAUUUUAAGUCCCACAUUCAACCCUUGAAAAUUUUCCUGUUUUUCAAGGUGACAUGAAGGGAAAUUCCCGAUAACUGCGCUUAAUGAGAUUCUUAUUUUUCAAAUAUCGCACGUGCAUUUGAUGCGUAUAAUAUUUUCUUUUGUUUUUCUGGAAUAGUUGGUGAGGUAAAUCUGCGGUGUUAAAGCGUUUGUGUCAUUAGAAAAUUAAUAUAGUUCAAAGCGUGGAAAAAAAAUGUGCGGUUGCCAGCCUUUUGGGGGAGAGAGAGACCACUAAUUGGGAUUCUUAUAAAGUGCGUUAUUUGAAAGUCUGGUUUGUCAAAAUUGUCAGCCCCAUAAACUCGAUAUUACAUUUUAUAAAGGAUUUAUUCGAAAAAAAGAAAAAAAUGUAGGGGUUGUUUAAUGUUCGUAAGUUCAAUACCAAUGUUUACUUCCUUCGUAACAAGUAUUCACGCCUUUUUUGUCCACAGCUGGGGAACGUCCUGGGGCGAGAGUGGCUACAUCUUUAUGUCUAGAAACAAACGGAACCAGUGUGGUAUCGCCUCAGCUGCCAUCUAUCCGAUCGUUUAACUGAAAGGAACACAUAUGUUACACUGUCUUUGUCCAUUGUCUUGUUAUAACCUUAAGACUUUGUAAUUAUUCAUAAUUGUUUAAUUUGUUUGUAAACCUUCUUUUAUAUAUGUUAGUAAAAAACAAGGAAAGCUAGGAAAAGAGAGGAAGGGAGAGAGGGAAAAGGGUUUUACUUUUGUGUUGUUAACGCCCGGUUCAUUCAUCAGUUCGUUUGAGUUGAUGUGGUGGGUGUUUGUAUUUUAAAAUUAAUUUAGUUUACAGCUUAAAAACUAAGGUCUGGAUGAUAGCAGCUGUACCAUUGUUUGUGACAAAUGGGCUGUGUGAUUAGCAGCUGUACCAUUGUUUGUGACAUACGGGCUGGAUGAUAGCAGCUGUACCAUUGUUUGUGACAUAUGGGCUGGGUGAUAGCAGCUGUACCAUUGUUUGUGACAUACGAGCUGGAUGAUAGCAGCUGUACCAUUGUUUGUGACAUAUGGGCUGGGUGAUAGCAGCUGUACC
Messenger RNA from Lymnaea stagnalis (great pond snail), 11689 nucleotides. The record is from the annotation of a GenBank genome assembly. Lineage: Eukaryota; Metazoa; Mollusca; Gastropoda; Lymnaeidae.